CUUUUUAGGACACUUUCUCUGGCAACACUGUCUGUGGUCACAGCAACACGUCGUUGUUGUUUAUUAUUCACAAAUAAAUUAAUUGCAACCAAACAGCCAACGGUUUGUCUUGAUAUUCAUUUGUAGAUUGAAGCCGUUCAUGAGUAGUAUUUCCAAAUUUAAGAGAAAAAAUGGAUCAUAAUAAUACGUCGACCGCGACUUUGGCCACGAAUGUCGCUGGCAAACGACAAAAUCCGUCGACAUCGCAGCGCAAGAAAUCCGGCCCCAAGUUCGAGCUCAGCGAAGGACAAAAAGCCGACAUUAAGGAGGCUUUUGACUUGUUCGAUACCGAAUGCACCGGCUUUAUAGAGGUCAAAGAGUUAAAGGUUGUCCUCCGUGCACUUGGCUUUCAGCCGAAGAAAGAAGAGAUCAAGCGCAUGAUUGUCGAAAUUGACAAGGACGGUACUGGUCGUAUAUCCUUCAACGAUUUCCUACAAUUGAUGACCAUAAAAAUGCCUGACAAGGAUACCAAAGAAGAAAUAUUAAAAGCAUUUCGCCUUUUUGAUGACGAUAACACCGGGUCAAUUUCGUUUAAGAACUUAAAGCGCGUUGCCCGCGAAUUGGGCGAAACGCUGACCGAUGAGGAGUUGCGUGAAAUGAUUGAUGAAGCUGAUCUGGAUCAUGAUGGAGUUGUAAAUCAGGAUGAGUUUUUCCGUAUUAUGAAAAAGACAAGUCUAUAUUAAUCCAAAUUUCGUAGAAUACAGCUUUCGCUAGAUAUGUAUUUUUACAAUUCUAUAAAAAAUUCUGUUUCUAUAAUUCUAUGAA
Molecule: messenger RNA, 804 nt
Organism: Rhagoletis pomonella (apple maggot)
Lineage: Eukaryota; Metazoa; Arthropoda; Insecta; Diptera; Tephritidae
Product: caltractin-like
Exons: 1
Coding region: 171-722 (183 amino acids)
Biological process (GO): mitotic cell cycle; centriole replication
Cellular component (GO): centriole; centrosome
Molecular function (GO): calcium ion binding
Source: RefSeq, a predicted model, not a curated record